AUGGAACAUCCGUUUUUCCCGACCACCACCACCCGCGCAGAGGCCCUCCGGUGGCUGACGAUCGCCGAGAAGCUGCUCUCGACGCGCGACCUUGUGGGGAGCAAAUCCUUCGCCAGCCGCGCGCGGGACUCGGACCCCUCGCUCACCCCGGCCGACCAAAUCCUAGCCGUCGCCGAAACUCUCCUCGCCGGUGACCGCCGGAUCGGCAACAACCAGCAUGAUUGGUACGCUAUCCUCCGUAUCCCGCCGCAGCAGGGGCGGGACACCGAUCUUAUUGCUAAUCAGUACCGUAGACUCGCCCUCCUCCUGAACCCUCAGAAAAACAGGUUCGCCCAUGCCGAAGAUGCUUUCCGGCUCGUCCAGGACGCAUGGUCCGUGCUAUCGAACCCUACACAGAAAUCCGUGUACGAUAAACAACUCGCUUUCUACUUGCAGCCUCAGCCUAUGCUGCAGCAGCAGCAGCAGCUGCAGCCCGACCCGUUUAGCAACCCUAUGCCGUCAAUGCACCAGAACUUCAUGUUUUUCGGAGGUAGCAGCUCUACUGGACUCGCUUCUGCUCCUGCUCCUCAGACGCAGGGGGCUACUGUCCAUUUCUCUCAGGCACAGGUAUAUUCAAACCCUCAACCUGAGGUUGACCCUGUGGGCGUCAGGUCAACCCGGGAACCCCAGAAUUUCAUGAGUUUCAAUUCGAAUACUAAUCUUGAUUUCGGGUCCGGAUCUGCAUCCGGUUCUACACCGGUCCCUCAACCUGCUAAGAAGCAAAAUCCGGAAAAUUAUUCGACCUUUUCUGGUAAUGCUGCUGCAGCUCCUGGGGCGACACAAGGGCAAGUAAAUAGCAAUAAUCAUAAUAGCCAACAGCAGCCAAAUUACUCUGAAAGAGGUGAUAAAACCAGUAAUAAUGCAAACUUGAGUGAGAAUGUAGGGUUAGACAGGGCAGAAAGUCAGGAAGAUGGUGAAAGAGUAGAUUUAGAGGAGGAGAGAGUUGAUUCGCCUGAAAUAGGUGAUGGCACCACAAUGUGGACCGCCUGCCCUUAUUGUUUCUACAUGUAUGAGUACCCUAUGCUUUACGCUGAUUGUACCUUGCGGUGCCAAAACUGUAAGAAUGCCUUCCAGGCAGUAGUCAUUCCAUCCCCACCGCCAAUUGUGGACGGGCGUGAGGAGUACUUCUGCUGCUGGGGUUUUCUGCCCAUGGGCUUUUCCAUGGAGAAUUGGGAGAAAAACAGGAGUUCCGCAACAACUUGGACCCCAUUUUCCCCAAUGUUCACUUGCCCGCAGCCAUUUAAUGGCGGUAAUGCUGCAGCGAAGAAUACUGCAAGAAAAAACUCUGCUCCUAGGGUAUAUAUUGAUGAUGAUGAGGUUUUUGUGGAGGUAUCAGACUCGAGCGAGUCGGACGAUGCUGACUGGCAUAAAGGUACAGAGAAAAGGAAGAAGAAAGCCAAGAACGGGAAAGUGGUUAGUGGGGGUACUCCUAGUAAGAGUUCAAAGAAAGCACAAGCUGAUAAGGGCAAGACCGUGGAUGUUCAAGAUGGAUUGGCAUCUGAAAAUGUGGAUGAGACAGUUAAUAAAGUUGCGACCGAGUCUAGUAAAAAGGGGGCAACCAUUAAUGCCAGAAAGCAACCAGGAAGAAUUGCAAAGAAUUUCGGGAAGUUGGAUCUGAAUGUGGAGUUUAGCAAUGAGCCGGAGGAGUCUGUUCCUAAGGUGAACCAAGAAAACAGGCCAGGGCAUGGGGAGGAGGAAAACAUUGAGGGGAUCGGUUUUUUCGAGGGUCUUGACGAGUUUUUAAGCAGCCUUCCGAUUCUUAAUGUUGUGGGAGAUGAGAAGGUUGUCAAGGCAGCCUAA
Messenger RNA from Striga asiatica, 1839 nucleotides. Lineage: Eukaryota; Viridiplantae; Streptophyta; Magnoliopsida; Lamiales; Orobanchaceae. The record is from the annotation of a GenBank genome assembly.